This is a messenger RNA of Quercus robur (English oak), 825 nucleotides long. RefSeq lists its product as uncharacterized. Lineage: Eukaryota; Viridiplantae; Streptophyta; Magnoliopsida; Fagales; Fagaceae. The record is from RefSeq and is a predicted model, not a curated record. The transcript has a single exon. The coding region runs from base 289 to 669 and encodes 126 amino acids.
CUAUUUUUUUUCUCUCUAGCCGUUGGCUUUGUCCUAUCCUUUCAAUUAAAUUCAAUUCCACACUUUCAAUCUCUCUUCCUAAUCACUUUCCUUCGCUUUCACUUCCCAACAAGCCAAGUUAUAUAUAAAGAACCAACAUAGCCCAACACCAAAGAAACCCACAAAUACACAUACAUACAUAGUUUAUUUAUAGGCCUACAUAUAUAUUUCCUCUCACCCACCUAUUCUUGACACACAUUUUAUGACCAUUUCCCCCCAUAGUUUAGGCACAAGGAUUUUUCCUUUUUAAUGGAUUGCUUGGUCUCGCCGGUGACUAUCUUGAAGAGGCGCUACACGGGGUCACGGCUAGGCUACCGGCCUUUAAGCGAAGAUGGGUUCGAGGAGUCGGGGCAUCAAGUGACCGUGGUGGUCGGGAAGGAGAAGAGAGAGUUCUUGGUGGAUCCAUUUGUGCUAGAAGAAAACCCCUUUCGGGUUUUGAUUGAGAUGAUGAAGAAGAAUGAUCAGGAGAAGAAUUUCGUUGUGGAUCAUAGGAGCAAGAAGAGGGUGAUUUUCGUGGAUGUGGAUUCGAUUUUGUUCGAGCACAUGUUGUGGUUGAUGUAUAAUGAUUGUUCUUCUUUGUUUAAGCUCAACCUCAAGGAGAUAAUUGAUUUCUAUUCUCAAGAUUACUAGCUAGAUCAGGAGGAACACACAAAAACAUACGUAUAUGUAGAUGUACUGUACUAACUUUGAGUUUGUCGGUGUCCCUCUGUAAAGGAAAUUUUUAUACUAUAUAUCCUAAACUCGCUAUAAUACACAUGUUCAUGAAUAACAUUAUUACGUUAUUUA